CGGUGUUGCCAUUCCUCCAUUCAUCAGCUGUUUCUGUUUCCACCAAGGUUGUUUCUUCUCUCCGUCCCCAAACAAAAAAGAAAUGGUGUGCAAACAUUAAGGAACUGGUCGUCAUUAAGCAGUUACAAGAGCGUCGGGUUGGAUAUACAUGAUCUUUCAUUCGCCAGUCGAUCUAGUUUAUCGUGAGGGACACCUCUCCUGAAUGCGUGUGCGCUAAUAUAACAUAGCCCAUAUCCCAACCCGACUCGACGAAGGCUUUGUUUAAGUACGUCCGUCUAUCGGUGUGAAGCUAGACGUCUGCCAGAAAUGUUUUGCUGCAAAUGUUUGAAUGUUACGAUCAAAACAAAAUCAGCCGAGCCCCCCGGGGUUGAUGUUCUGAGCUGUGAGCUGCUUGACAGCAAUGAUCCCUUCUUCAAGGAGGAUUUGGUUGAAGCAGAGGUGAUCGGCAUUGCGAAGGAGCAGCCAUGUCUUGUUCAGGUACGAAAUGUGGUCUGUUGGAUCAUACACAGAUGUAUAAAUUGUGGCAUAGAUACUCAUGCCUUGCACAGGGAAAGGGGAGCAGCUUGUGUCCUGAUAAACUCAAAUACUCUAAGUGACAAAUCAGCCAUAGGAGCCUUGAAGUCUUCAAGUUCAUUCUCUCCAGUAUUUCGCGUAGUUGUAACAAGCAAUUUGGAGACUGAUGCUCUUGUGGAAAACAUGACAGCAGAAUAUGCACGUGGAAGCAUGCAGACCACAUUAGCAGCUCUGCAACAACAAUUAACGGAAGCCCUUCAACGAGAAGCUCAGUCAGUAGAAGAAAGAGUUCGUCAAUACUCUGAGCAGCUGUACGCUGAGUUGGAGGAAUUUCGUAGCAAAGCUCAUGAUGAUCACAGGACCUUAUCAAGGCUGCUGCUUGAAAGUUGCAGCAACAGUUCCUCAGCACAAGGCAGCGUCCAGGGUCAACCUGUUCCACCAAGGGGUCAGUUCAUCUCACUGCCCCCUCCUCCACAAAGGUUUCAGACUAUUGAUGAGGGUAUUCGCCACCCAAUGGCCCCCCUCAACCAAAACACCUCAAGGUCCAGAGAUUCUAGACGCUAUUCAAAUCCUAAAUUAAACAUGUCUCCGACAAAGACAGUCUCAAGACCAGUGCCCACUGUUAGAGUGCCUCAUGAAGCUGCCUCUGACUCUGAGGGCUUGUUCCAGUUAGACGGCAUGGAUGAAAAUCCCCCAACGACUUUCCAGUCUGAAGAUGAAACUGACACUGAGGUUGAAGCUGGUGGCCAUGAGGAUGGUAUAGCUAUGUCUCGAGUGCAGUCAAGCAUCUCCAAUCUUGCCAAGUCCUUGCCUGUCUCUGUCCCUGUUUUCCCGGGUGCCCGAGGCCACGACAAUGAGUUUGAAGAAGAUGAUCUUUCACCACGUGAUCCAAUGGAUAUUGCUGCCAGCAUUAAAGCUCUCGCAAGGAGUGUUCAUGGUGACACUGUGUUUGGUGAUCUUCCUCGGCCACGAUUCAGUUCUCAGAUUUGAUUCCUGGCUGCUCAUCAAUAGAUUUUGUUUUUACUUUGAUUCAACAUUUGUGAUUUUGUGCUGUUUACAUUGUGUGCCAAACUUCAUUGUGAUGGUUCUAGAAGUUUGACCUUUAUUACCCAUUUUUACAAACUUAAAAAAAGUUUUAUUUUUUGAAAGUAAUGUUUUCUUUUCUUUAAAUACACCUUUCUUUAAAGACA
Molecule: messenger RNA, 1703 nt
Organism: Frankliniella occidentalis (western flower thrips)
Lineage: Eukaryota; Metazoa; Arthropoda; Insecta; Thysanoptera; Thripidae
Gene: PRAS40
Exons: 8
Coding region: 307-1503 (398 amino acids)
Biological process (GO): negative regulation of TOR signaling; neurotrophin TRK receptor signaling pathway; negative regulation of protein kinase activity
Cellular component (GO): cytoplasm
Source: RefSeq, a predicted model, not a curated record